AAAAAAAAAAAAAAAAAAAAAAAAAAGAGAGCCGGAGGGGAGCUGAUAAUCCCGCUUCAUCGUUAGCAGUCGGGUCGGUCUCCACGUUAUUAAAUAAAUCCUCUGGAAAACAGCACAAUGUCUGAAGAAAAGCCAAAGGAAGGAGUGAAGACGGAGAACGACCACAUCAACCUCAAGGUAGCUGGUCAGGAUGGCUCGGUCGUACAGUUCAAAAUCAAAAGGCAUACUCCGCUCAGCAAACUAAUGAAGGCGUACUGCGAAAGACAGGGAUUGUCAAUUCGUCAGAUAAGGUUUAGGUUUGACGGACAGCCAAUUAAUGAAACGGACACACCUGCACAGCUGGAGAUGGAGGACGAGGACACUAUUGAUGUAUUUCAACAACAGACAGGAGGAGUCUGUUCUUAAGCGGGAUGUGGACUCUUGGAAGAACAACCACACCAUUAUUUUCAUGUUGUAAUUGUUAAUUUCUUUAUUUGAUUCUUUUUUCUUUUCUUUUUUUUUCCCCCCCUCCUGUGCUUGGUUAAAUGUCAGGCUCAUCGCAACAUAAAAGAAUUGUACAGUUGUUUUAUGUUUGUUUGUUUUUUGUUUCAUUCUGGGCCAAAUCCAAACUUUGAGAUGCAGGGUAAUAUUUUUAAAAAGAAGAAACAUGUUUUAUUCACAAAAAUGGAUGAUUUUGAAAUUGUCCAAGGCAGGGACACAUCUCAGAUCAGAUAUGGCUCGUAAUGAAAACAAAAAAAAAAUGUUCUUUUGAUGUUGAGAUGACCUCCUACAUGUCUCAAACCAUAAGCUGAACUACAUGCCAAAAUUUUUUUUUUUUUUUUUUUUUUUCCUUUCUUGUUCAAGUUCUCUGGAUUGUUGCAGGUCAGGAUGGGUUCAACAAUUUUUAAUUCACGUACUUGAUGAUUGCUAUGAGGGGGACGCUGCUGGAAAGGAGCCUGUGGUUUCUCUGCAUAGUUGGGAAAGAUGCUAUGACAUAUUGUGUAACUUUUAGUAGUGCUUGUUUUGUUUUGUUUUGUUUUGUUUUUAUCUGAAAAGUUAAAUAAUUUGUAUCCAUGCCCAUUUUACCUUCAACAUUUGCUAAGGAGAGAAAAAAAUGCUUGUGCCGAGAUCCAUAUGGAUGGUUUACCUCAAUACUGUCACCCUCAACACAGAUUUAACUGAAUGGUAAAUAAAGUACAGUAAUGUUUCUGGACCAAAAAGCUAAAUGAAUAGUGUUCUUUUAUAAAAAGGGUUAAUACUGUCGACGUGAAGGGUUACUCUGACUGUAACAGUGUUUGUUGUUGCACAGCAGGAGAACACUUCUCGAUGUUUUAAUUUUUGUCUUUUCCUUUCCACAUUUUCAGGACUUGAGAAUAAAAAUAAUUCACAUUAACCAGUCAAGACAUUGAGUGAUCUCAUCUAAGCUUAUAUAUAUAUAUAUUUCAAUAAGUGUAUAUAUAUUUCAGUGUAUAAACAAAUAGUCAAUGCUGUGCUGCCAAUUUGAAUAAGUUUGUACAUCAAUCUAUCCAAACGAUAUUGACACUUAGUUUGUUUUGACUCUCGUGUGUUGGUAGAAAUCUUGUUUUCUAAGAAUGUCCGCCUUUGUUUUAAGUAACAUUUGUUAGAUUUGCAAGGUGGCAUUGGCAGAUAUUCCACUUUUUUUAUUUUUUAUUUGUACAUUAUUUGUUGUCCCGAUACUGUAUACAAUAAAUAUAGUUUGAUACUCAG
Messenger RNA from Larimichthys crocea (large yellow croaker), 1707 nucleotides. RefSeq names its product small ubiquitin like modifier 3b (gene sumo3b). Lineage: Eukaryota; Metazoa; Chordata; Actinopteri; Sciaenidae. The coding region runs from base 118 to 405 and encodes 95 amino acids. The transcript is spliced from 4 exons. The record is from RefSeq and is a predicted model, not a curated record. Gene Ontology annotation, molecular function: protein binding.